Lucilia sericata (common green bottle fly) is the source of this 3816-nucleotide messenger RNA. RefSeq lists its product as uncharacterized. The coding region runs from base 490 to 3816 and encodes 1108 amino acids. The transcript has 7 exons. The record is from RefSeq and is a predicted model, not a curated record. Lineage: Eukaryota; Metazoa; Arthropoda; Insecta; Diptera; Calliphoridae.
UCAAAUUUUAUUUGUGAAAUAUGUGACAAGAAUUUUAAACAUAACUCUUCCUUAAGACGUCAUAUUAGAUUAAAUCACGAUGGUCCUUCAUCAUCAUUUUAUUGUUCAAUAUGUAAUCUACAUUUUACAACACACAAAGACUUUCAAACACAUUUACAUUUAGUAGAUCAUUCUGAAAAUAAUAAUAAUAAUGUUUUUUGUAACGUAUGCAAUAAGCAUAUUUCAAAAUUAAUAUGGCAUUUUCAUUUAAGAACAAAUGAUCACAAAAAAAAGAGUGCUGAACUAUUAGGCAAUAAUAUAAAGUCAAUAAACUGUUGUUUUAAAAAUCGAAUCGCAUCAUAUUCGAUUGAAAACGAAAACAAGGAAAACUUAAUUCCAGAAAUCUUUUUAAGUGAAAUAAAAGCCAAAGUAAUUAACCUAUUAAAUGCAUUGUUACAAAAACAUUUAAGUAUUAAAUUUAAUUGUGAACUCUUUUGUGAAUAUGUGUUAAUGAAAGAUAAUGAUUUGUGUAGCGUAGAUACAAAAUCACAUCAAUCCAAAAUGAUUAUUUUAAAUUCAUCAUUAACAAAUACAGACAUUGAACAAUGUUAUGUUAAUCAAUGUGAGAAUUUAGUAGCAAAGAUGAGUGAAUUUCAAGAACGAGACAGCGGAUGGACCUUAAUAGAAAUCACACAUCUUGAGAUUAAUAUUAAUAAAUAUGAAUGUCUUAAAGGUUCACAAUAUUUACCUUUACCAGCAAUAAUUGCCAGCAAAAAAGCAUGUAUCAAUGUACAAAAUAAAGAUGAAUACUGCUUCAAGUGGGCUAUAAUAUCUGCAAUAUGUGAAUUACCGCACCAUUCAGAAAGAUGCCAAUCUUAUAAUAUAAAUGAUAAAAUUAAAGAUGAAAUGAUAACGCUAGAAAACGGAAAGAUUUUAAAUUUUAAAGGUUUAAAGUUUCCAUUAGCCGUUAGUAUGAUAAAGAUAUUUGAAGAAAAUAACCCCGAGAUCAGUGUCAAUGUUUUUGGAUUGGAAGGGGAUCAUGUAGUAGGACCAUUCUACUUUACACAAAAGGAAAAUAAUAUUCACAUUAAUUUGUUGUUAUUGGAGAAAGAUGAACGGUUUCAUUAUGUUUGGAUUAAAAGUAUAUCAAGAUUGGUGAAAAGUCAGCUAACAAAACACUGCAGAAAAGUAUAUAUAUGUAAUACAUGUCUUAUCCACUUUCACAAUGAGGCGGCCUUAGUAAAACACAAAGAGGAAUGCAACAAAAUGGUUACUAGAAUGCCAGAUCCAGGUGAUAACAUUCUCAAUUUCAAAAAUUUUAAGAAGCAAAUGGAUGUACCAUUUGUCGUGUAUGCUGACUUUGAAUGUAUUUUAGAAUCAACAAAUGUUCAGAAUUCUACUAAUAUUCAAAAUGAACAUCCAACAUGUCACAUUUGCAAGAAAUUUUUAGAUCAUAAUAGAGUGGCGGAUCAUUGUCAUUUAACUGGUGAAUAUAGAGGACCUGCUCACAAUAAUUGCAAUUUAGAAUAUCAAAUUGCCAAUUUCAUUCCUAUUUUUUUCCACAAUCUUUCGGCAUACGAUUGUCAUUUGUUUGUUAGAGAACUUUCAUCUAUUGAAGGUGAUAUAAAUAUAAUUCCUUUAAAUAAGGAAUUAUAUGUAUCAAUAUCUAAAAGAAUUCCGGUAAAUGAAAAAGAAACAUUUGAAUUACGUUUUCUCGACUCAUUUCGAUUCAUGCCAUCAAGUUUAGAAAAAUUAGCUAGUUACUUGACUGAUGAUGAUUUAAAAAUUGUUAAAUCAUUUUAUAGCAACAGCAAUGAAUUCAGUUUAAUGAAACGUAAAGGGGUUUUUCCCUAUGAUUAUAUAGAUUCAGAAAAUCGUCUACAGGAAACACAGUUACCUCCUCGUGAAGUCUUUUUCAAUAAACUGACUAAUGUGUCGUGUAGUGAAGAAGAAUACCAACAUGCAGGAAAUGUUUGGAGUACAUUUCAGUUUUUAGAGUUAUCAAAAUGGAAAAUGUAUAAUUUUCAUUAUGAUUACAUGAAACCUAAAUAUCUUGAUAACAUUAAUCUUAAUUAUAUGGAUACAGAUUCAUUUAUAUAUGAUGUCAAAACAAAUGACUUGUAUGAUGAUAUUCGAAAUGAUAUUACUACUCAUUUCGAUACAUCUGCAUAUCCGAAAGAUAAUAUUUAUAAUAUCCCGCUUGUAAAUAAAAAAGUAUUAGGAAUGAUGAAAGAUGAGUGCAACGGUAAAGUUAUUAAGGAAUUCAUUGGUUUAAGAGCAAAAAUGUAUUCAGUUAAAAUUGAUAGAGAUGAAAAAGAAAUUAAAAAAAUCAAAGGUGUUAAACAAUGUGUAACAGCUAAACUAUCAAUUAACGAUUUCAGAAAAUGUUUACAAGAGAAAAAACUAUAUUUUGACUCCAUGUAUAUAUUUAGAUCUAAGAUACAUCAAAUUUAUACACAACAUAUAACUUUAACUAUAGCUGAUCCACCUGUAGCUAAACCUCCAAGAGCAGAUAAUGCUGUUAAAAUAGGUAUUAAUGGUAGAAAUCCACCAAUUUUAGGAAUAGGAAUUACUCUUGAUAAAGUUAAUUUGUUAGAAGAUACCUUUCAACCCAUAACAAAACCCUUAAAAAAUAUAAUUGGAAAACUAGAUGAAUAUAAAUCAAACAGAAAUAAAACCGUGUCCACAACAAAUCGAAUACAUUCAAGAUCACCAACAUCUUCAUCGUUACAUACCCAAGAUAUGCGAUCACUAUCAUCUCCAUCGUUACAUACACAAGAUAUCGAUGAUGAUGAUGAUAUAUCUGAUUUAAAUAAUAGCAACAUUUCUAGUAAUAUUUCAUCUGAUAUGGAAUAUGAUGAUAUUGAUGACAAUGAUGAUAAUAAAUCUGGUUUUGCUGGUUUUGAUGAUGAUGAAAACAUAUCUAAUCCUUAUUCAGAUAUGGAAUAUGAAGAUAUUAGCGAUAAAACUGAUGAUUUUCGUAUAAAAAACUUAAAAAGAACUAGCAAAGAAUCACCACACUCAACUUUGACUAAUAAACUUAGUAGUAAUAUACAACUUCCCUCUACUUCUUCGAAUGUAAACAUUGUAAAACCGCAACAAAAACAACCUACGAAACGAAAGAAUAAAACUUUACUAAGUGGUUUUGAUGAAGACGAUAAAAAACGCUGGAAAACCACACAUUUAUUUGCAAAACGAAAGAGUGUAGCUCAAUUAAAUGUUGAUAAAAAACGUUUAAAAUUAAAUAGUGAGAAUAAAAAUGAAAAUGAUAAUCUACAAAAAUCAUCAUUAUUUGAAAAUGUAAAAUUAUUAAUAAGUAAUAAUAUGAUUGAUAAAUUAUAUGGAUUUAAUAUAGAUCGUGAUGGAAAUUGGCGAUAUGGAUUAAAUAAAUUAAAGUUUAAAUCAAAUAACACAAUAUAUAUUGGAGAUACUAAGUUGAAAAUGACUCCAGGUUUAUUUGAGUUACUAUUUCAUUCAAAACCGUUGCAUUAUACUAAAAAUGAUUUAAGCACAUACAAAGAUGUUCUAAUUAAUACAAAUGUACAUAAACGUCACUAUCAACCAAAUUCACAAAUUAAAGGUACAAAAGCAUUUAAAUAUAAACGUAUUAUUAAAAAGUUAUUUAAUACAAAACCUAAUGUUCUAACAAAAGGUAGUGGAUUAUCGUUGAAAUCCUUAGAUAACCGGAAACCAAAAUAUAUUUAUUGGGAUGAUCCGAAUGAAUUAGUGAACAGAUUACGUUUACUUACAUCAUCGAGUAGUGUUGGACAUAACAACCAUAAAAACGAAAUAAUAUCAAUUAUUGAAGAAUUGAAAGAAGCUAAUAUCAUUUAUUAA